Parnassius apollo (apollo) is the source of this 732-nucleotide messenger RNA. Lineage: Eukaryota; Metazoa; Arthropoda; Insecta; Lepidoptera; Papilionidae. The record is from the annotation of a GenBank genome assembly.
AUGAUAGCUGCUAGUGCCACCGGUGAAUUGUUGCCACCAUAUGUAGUCUACAAGGCUCAAAACCUUUAUGAUACUUGGACCGAAAAUGGGCCACCAGGAACACGAUAUAAUCGGUCGGCAAGCGGAUGGUUUGAUGCAAAUAUUUUCGAGGAUUGGAUAAAAUCCAUCGCGUUGCCUUAUUUUAGAGGUUUCAGAAAAACAGGCAUAUGGCCCAUUAAUGAAAAUCAGGUUUUGGGUAGGUUACCUGAGGAAAAUAAUAACGAAAACAAAGAAGAUGCUGUGGAAAAAUCCGUCCUUGAUAUUCUUAAAGAAAUGAGAUAUUGUACUAUGAAUGUAACUGAAUCAAAAAGAAAAAGAAAAUUAGAUAUAAUUCCAGGAAGAAGAGUUGGCACUGAAACUGAAGAGUAUGUGGACACAGAUGAGGAUAAUUUUGAAAAUACCCGGAAAAUAAAAACUGCUGAAACCACUACAAUAACAUGCAUAAAGACAAAGAAAGGCAAGGGAAGAGGGAAAAAAACUAAAAAACCGGACCAAGACAUAAAUGGAACCGAAGAAGAUAAAAUAAUAGAAGUUGCAGAUACAGAAACAAUACCUAAAAUAGAAGUUGCAAAUACGAAAACAAUACAUAGAAUAGAAGUUGCAAAUACAGAAACAAUACCUAGAAUAGAAGUUGCAAAUACGGAAACAAUACAUAGAAGUUGCAAAUAUAGAAACGAUGCCCGUAAUGUUUGA